GAGCGACAACAAGAACAUCUCCAGCCGGGAGUACGCCUCCAGCAAGGAGGAGGUGGCCGUGGCUCAGGAGCAGUUCUUCGCCCCGGAGCCGCGGAGAGGCAUCUCCGUGAUUUUGGAUCCACUGUCUGAAGUUGUCAGAAGCCAUCUGAAGACAGAAGAAAGGAAGGAGAAAGGCACAAAGACUGGUCUAUGAUCACUGAUGGGGAUCAUGCAUGUUGGCUAUUAAAUCAGCAAUAGCAAGUAAUAUAAAUCAGAUUCUAUGAACUGUAAAUCCAGGCAGUGCUGCACCUGCAGUGUUCUUACAUAUUUACAUUUGUAGAACGAAUGGGUUCACAGAUAAUACUGUCAAAAUACAGUCUGAGAUACAGUAGGAUAACACUGUUUCCUGUGGACAGAAAUGUGUAUACAGCUCACAGAAUCUAGUCACAGAAUGUGGUUUAAUCCCACUCGCUAAAAGUAAUUUCUCUUUCACCAAUAUUUAAGUCUGUGUAGCCUUCAGCCAAUUUUGUGUGUGCAGUUAUUUCAGAUGUAGGGCAUGACAUGACUAGGCAACUAGCUAACCGGCAUGAAUAUUAGCAUGCUAACGUUAGCGUUUUUUUUAGUAAAAUCAUGUGUCUGUCAGAACUAAUUUGUGACUAAUACGUAAAAAUAACUCAACUACAUAGGAAUUGCAAGUCAUCGAUUACUUUAGUAUUACAAAUCAGCAAAUAAAAUUCAAUCCACGAAUUUGUGUACUUACCAGUGCAGUGUUUGUUGCCUCUGAGUAGCCGUUUUUUGAUUGGUGAAGAAGGUCAAAGUUACGUGUGACGUGUUCAUGGUGACGUUUCAGCUGAGACACCGGAGUGUCGAUAUUUACUCAACCGCUAGAGGUCGCUUAACUUCAAAACGUAACACUCGGUCGUAAUGACGGGCGUGUACAAACGACCUAUGUGGUGGUUUUUUCAAGGAGGACAGUCUCGUCCUGUAAAGAGUCUUUAGCCUCUGUAGGGCAAUCUAGUCCCCAUCCAUCAAUCAAUCAAUCAAUCAAAGUUUAUUUCUAUGGCACUUUUCAUACAAAAAGUAACACAAAGUGCUUAACAAGUUAAAAACAAACAAUAAAAAACAAUAAAAAGACAAUGCCCCACAUCCCUCCCAAAUACUGCCCCACAUCAUACUUCCUAUGAACACACAGACAUACACACACAGACAGUCACACACAGACACACACACACACACACACGUUUGUACUUCUAUCUUAGUGAGGACAUCCAUAGGCGUAAUGCAUUUCCUAGAGCCUUACCCUAACCUUAACUAUCACAACUGAUUGCCUAAACUUAAUCCUUACCCUAACCAAACCUCAAUUCAUACCUGUUCGCUAAAAACAAGCCUUCACCCUCAAACAUGGCUGUUUCAAAGUGAGGACCGGCCAAAAUGUCCUCACUUUGUAAAAAUGUCCUCAGUUUGAUAGUUAAAUGCAGAAAAUGGUCCUCACCAUGUAGCAAGAACACACACACACACACACACACACACACACAAAAAAAAAAACAACAGUACAACACACAGGAUUAAUUCUAAUUUUUAUGCUCCCAUCAGAGGAAUGUUUUGACACACUGCUGCAUGCUGCUCUUCGACCAUGAAUCAUCUGAUGCACGAAAGCCAAACAGUUUAAAUGUCAAGUUUUAUUGGGAAUUAUGCGCUUGAUGUCACUGACUAAACCAGCUGAGACUACAGGAAGUCACUGCAUCUGGACAACAAAUAGUGUAGUUACGUAAUUUGAACCCAUUUAAUACAAUUAGCUGUUGUUUUAACACUUCACUUUUUCUACGAAAUGAACAAACAAGAUGCAUUUGGUGUAUUUAUUUACAUUUAUUCAGUGAGUAUUUGCAUUUCCUCAUUGGUCCAAAUAUUCUUUAAGUUCUACUUAUGGUUUAGUGGAAAUAGUUACUUGAUUAAUCAAUUAGUCAGUGUAUAUUAAAUUACCUUGUCUGUCUGGGUUGCAUUGGACUUGGCAAGAAAACAAAAUAAAUAAAGAAUAUUCAUUGUUAUAAUUUUUACUUUGCCAAGGAAUGCGGCAGAGUUAUGUGGCAAUUGCUGUACGUUUGUCUGUCUGUUAUUCUGUCUGUGUGCAACAUUACUCAAAAACAGAUUAACAAAUUUGGAUGAAAUCUUCAGGGAAGGUCAGAAAUGACACAAAGACCAACUGAUUAGAUUCUGGCAGUGAUGCAGCUCAUAGUCUGGACCCACAUAUUUGCUAAAGAUUUCUAUAUCAUUGCAAGACAGCAGCAGGACGUCACCGCAUUUCUGACAAUGCCAUAUGGGGGAAUGAACAGCCUUGGUGGAGUACUGAACUCUCUGAGUGCUUUUCUUGUUAUUGUGAUAAUUCUAGUAGUUCUAGUGUAAAACAUUCCCUGGGCCUUGUUCAUAGGAGGUCUGUUUUAUGUUUAGAUCAUUUUUUAUGUUUAACUGAUGUUGUGGUUUGUGUCUGGAAGAUGCUCAUCCUCCAUGAAGCUGGUUGGCAUGCUUGGUUUGUUGUCAGCUAAUGUGUCUGCGUAAAGCUAUGAAGGAAGGGUCUUAUAAAUGACUCAAUGUAAAGAUAAAACAUACAUUUAUUCAUUAACUCAUUCAAUAAUUUUGCCCUUGUCUCUUCCGUGUUCAUAGCGCAUCGUCACAGCUGGAGAAUUGUCUGACAACGCCUCAUUGUUCUGCUAUAGGGGCACAAGACUGGAUUGUUUGUAUUUCUUCAAACCAGUCACAGUCAUGUUGGGCAGUGUUAAGCCCAGGAUGCAGCAAUGGUGUCAGGUUCAGUGUAUUUGGUGGAAAGAACCAGCAGUUGCCUGAUUGCAUGAUCCAAUUCCUUUGCGAGAUUUGUCAUUUCCAGUUUGAGAGGUGCUCAUUAGGAAGCGGAUGUUAUUGCUUGACUAGUAAAGGGAAUUUUCAAAACAUGGCUUGCUUAUACCCACAGUCUACAUGUGGUGAGACAGACUUCUGUUGCCCUAAUUAAGUUACACAUGCACAGAUGUGAUCAAAGUUUUCUCUGAUCCCUUUUGCAAUGUAAAACUUACAAUUAGGCUUUAGAUCAGUAUUGUCUCAUAUAGAUUUUAUUGGGUUAUUAAAGACGAUUUGAUUGCAUUAAUUCAGAAAAAAAGUAAGAAAUGCAAUAAAGGGAGGUUUAUAAUGCAAAAAUGAGUGUUCAUACCGGGUGUUUCCCUCCACUGCAGCAGCACAGAGAGGGAAUGACUUGCUCAUUAGCUGCUGGUUCUCUCCAUCCCGUGACAGAGCGGAAAACCGAGGGAAACCCUGAUUUGUUUACACGUGAGCAUUUGCCUACCUCUUCCACACGCACUGGUCGCUGAGCGCUGGUUCGUUCAUCUGGGCUCGGCCUGCAGCUAACAGGAACUGAGCAGGCAGGAGACAGCGAUGCAGAUGAAACCUGCCAUUCUUCAGCCUCAUUCUCUGGAUUUUUCAGCAUCUCUUUCUCUCUAUUAGGGCAAAAGGACAAGAAAACACUCCUGAGGUUAAAUAGUUAUUUUCACAAUUAGAGCACAAUGUCAUAUAAAGACCUGCAAUAAAUGAUACAUUAAGGAGAGACUCUUACAAUGAGAAAAAGCAUGAUGAAUGGAAUAUCACUGCCUUUCAGCAUUGUGAAAACACACAAUUAAAAUAAAUCUCCACGAGGAAGAAGCAGAGCAGGAUAUUGACAGGGAGAAUACAGCCGAGAGCAAAUUAUAUAAGCGUGCACUGUAUAUCCAAUAUAUCAUUAACACAUAAUGCAAUACCCCAGUGGAGGAAAAACUCUCGAGCACCCACAUCUAAAAGAAGUCUGAUUCUCAUUUUCUCGCUCUGUUCCACUCUCUCCUUCCCCGUGGGAUCACACUAGGUGCAUCCAUCAAGUUAAUUAAACAGAGUGUUCUAUAAUUAAGAGGAAUUUUAAUAGGCAAGCAGCAGGAAACAGGUCAGGAUAGAUUGCACUGAAGUGCUGAAUAAACAUGGAUCAGAAUGAAAGAGAUUUAGUGAGUGAAGCUAUCUCAAAGCUGGGCUGGACAAUUUCUGUAUUAAAUCACCCAAACAGUGGCCACAUUACUGCCACAGCGUGUGUUUGUGUGUGAGAGCCUCGGGGUGUGUGUACAUGUCAGGCAGCAUUCAGCUCUGCAGGAAUGCUACAAGAGUGAUGUGUCAGCUUGGAGUGCUGCAGCCAGCAGGGGGCACUGUUGUAUGAUCAGUCUGCACUGAAGGAUGUUCUCGGGGGCAAACCGGCCUCUCGGCUGGCCUUGGGAAUCACAAAUUAGUCUGUCCAGCUAUGUGAGAUCUAACAACGAGCAACCACUCUGGGUUAAAGUGUUCAAAAACAUUUUUGGGGCGGAAGGGAGCUCGUUAGAGCUCGUAAAAACCAAUUCUGAACCCUGUGGGACGGGGGAAAAAACAGAUUUUUAAAAUGCGGGUCCUCUAAGAAAGAGUUUAAAACCCACUGGUGCGGACAGAGGAGCAGAUGGUGAGGCAGCAGAUGAUGACUCUGCAAGAGCUCGGCUCAAAACAGAAAUAGCUCUGACAUUCUCGUGUCUGUCUCGCUCUCUUCCAUCUAUUCUUUUCUUUGUGCACACCAUGGGUGUGUUUUCUUGCGUUCACACUCGCCCAAAAAACCUACACAGCAGCAACUACUGAACCACAAACAUCUCCCUUCCAGGAAUCAGUCAGAAAGAAAAGAAUGAUGGGAAACAAGGAUCAUGCUGAAAAAUUAACCAGACAAACCACGUCCAACUUGUGAGUGUGCAUGUGAGUGUGCACGUGCAUGUAUGUGUAUGUGGGUGUGUAAGUGAGUAAUAAAGGCUAUUUAAGAUUUACCACUAUUAAACUAGACGGUACACUGCCAGUCAAAAGUUUGGACACAUCUUCUCAUUCAACAGUUUUUAUUCAAUUAUUUUCUACAUUGUAGAUUAAUACUGCUGCACAGUGACGUAGUGGUUAGCACUUUGCACCACUCUCCCUCCAUGUUGAGGUGGGAGUGGGAAUUUCUCUAUAGAUUUUUAAAGAAAAAUCAAAAGAAAUGAAAUAAACAAUUUGUCUUUAAAAAGACAGUAAAACUGUUUAAAAGUAAAACAAAAUGUGGCCAAUAUAUAAAUAAACUUAUGCCCAGUCGCGACGUUUCAACCUGAAUGGGUCUUUAUCAAGCUGUUGGGCAAUGUAAAUAUGGCUUGCUCGAUAGGUCUGUUCGGCUUGAGAGCAAAAUCACAAAUGAGCUCUGCUCCGCUUGGUGGAAGGCAUUAGAAAUUGCAAACUCUAAAUUGGAGCCCUGUAAGUUUUCUCCCAUUUGGUACAACCCUGAUUUUCAAGUUAACAAUCAGCCGCUCCAUUUAGCUGUUUGGGAGCAGAAUGGAAUCACACAUCUCCACCACCUCUUCUCAGAUAAUACGUUCAUGUCAUAUACAAACUUGCUUCAAAAAUACAAAAUAAAAAAUGGGAAUUUUUUACAUUAUCUUCAAGUUAAAAAUAUUAUUAAGAAACGAAUCCCAACACUUCAAAGCACGCUCCGGCCGCCGGCAUUAGCUGAAGCAAUCAUAAAGCUCUCUCCGACAACAACUAAAACCCUCUCUAAAAUAUAUAAGUUACUCUUAAGCACUGAUACAAUACAUUUACCUAUCUCUAAAUGGGAGUCAGAUCUAUCUAUAUCUCCGGAACCAGACUUCUGGACUCAAAUUUGCGAUAAUGCAUUUAAAAUGACAAAAUACACAAACUUACAACUCAUCCAAUACAAAAUCCUCCAUAGAACACAUAUUACUCAAUAUAUGAUGAACAAAAUGGGAUUCUCCGACUCCGACAUCUGUCUCCAGUGCUCCCAGAACACUGCUGAUGCUUAUUUUCAUGCUCUAUGGCUGUGCACCCCCGUAAAAAAUUUCUGGACCAACGUCUCAGAAAAACUUUCCGCUAUCUUAAACUGCAGGAUUCCUCUAUCUCCAAGUCUGUGUUUACUUGGCGACUUAACAACAACGGACCUACCACGCAAACAAUCUCAAUCCUUACUUGUAGUCCUCGCCAUUGCCAAAAAAACAAUCCUUGUUAACUGGAAAAAUAAGCAAUCUCUGAACAUUAAUCUCUGGUUGAACCUCCUCAUAAAUCACAUUUCAAUGGAGAAAAUCUCUGCUUCAAAUAAAAAUCAGUUGUUAAAUUUUAUACAAACAUGGUCACUGUAUGUUAACUACCUUAACUUAAACCUGGUAACCUGACUCUGCCUGUUAGCGAAAACCACCACAUCACCCCAAUAUAUGUUGCUGCUUAUGUAUGUUGGCAUUGUGUAACUAAUGAUUGUCUUCAGUUAGGAACCCAGUCGCUGUCAGCAGGAUCGAGCGGGCCGUAUCGACGACAACUUACAGUCAACAACUCCCCAGGAUCCUCUGUCUAUAUGCAUGAAUGGCUAACUUGGUGUUACUGCAUGCUUGGCUAAUCUUCCAGGUGCUGUCCCCUGUGGCUCGAUGUGGUUGGCCUUGUUCCCCGGGCGGCGCUCGGUUUGGGCGGGCGCCGGGUCGCCUCGGGGGCCGGGGGUCGUGGGGGGCUGGUGGCGUCCUGCGGGGUGGCUGCUUCUG
Messenger RNA from Acanthochromis polyacanthus (spiny chromis), 6554 nucleotides. RefSeq lists its product as uncharacterized. Bases 5130 to 6197 code for a protein of 355 amino acids. NCBI's taxonomy places the organism in Eukaryota, Metazoa, Chordata, Actinopteri, Pomacentridae. The record is from RefSeq and is a predicted model, not a curated record. The transcript is spliced from 2 exons.